AUGAGCGACUCAUUCAUUCAUGCUGCUGCAGGCGCUGCUGGCGGCGUCGCUGCAAUGACCGCGACAUACCCAUUGAUCUUUUUGUCAACGCGGGCGGCAGUGGAGACGAAGAAAGAGUCAAAGUCGACGUACCAAGCCGUAUUGGACAUAGUCAAGCGCGAAGGUGUCUUUGGCUUGUACAGUGGUCUAAGCUCCAGUUUAUUGGGCAUCGCCGUCACUAAUGGGGUGUAUUAUUACUUCUAUGAGCGAUCUCGAGGUCUCAUACUCAACUCGCGGACUGGCAGCAAGGGGCUCACCACCUUGGAGUCAAUGCUCGCUGGUGUCAUCGCCGGUUCCGCGACCACGAUCAUUAGCAACCCUAUAUGGGUGGUACAGACGUCGCAAGCCGUGCAGAGCAUGGAGAAUGACUCCGCUCUACCUGGCACAUCCUCUAAAAAGUUGGGUAUCGCGGAGACCAUCAAGAAUAUCUUUGCGAAGGAUGGCAUAAAAGCCUUCUGGAGAGGGAUUGGACCUGCUUUGGUCCUCGUUAUCAACCCAGUCCUUCAAUAUACGGUCUUCGAGCAGCUGAAGAAUCAACUAGUGAAAUCACGCUCGGCUAAGUUAAAGGCCGCUGGCGCUGUUGCUGUUGCCGUACUUACCGACAUGGAUUUCUUCUUCUUGGGAGCCUUGUCGAAGCUUAUUGCCACUUCGUUGACUUACCCAUACAUCGUGGUGAAGAGUCGCUUGCAAGCGGGUCAAGCUAGCGCCCUCAAAUACAAAUCUUCCUUGGACGGCCUCCUCACGAUCAUCCGCGAAGAGGGCUUAGAGGGCUUAUACAAAGGCAUCGGCAGCAAACUCAUCCAAAGUGUGCUAACCGCUGCCAUCUUGUUCGCGUCACAACGUCGCAUCUAUGAAAUCACCAAGAAGGCGAUCACCCCUGUUCUGAACAAAUAA
Pleurotus ostreatus (oyster mushroom) is the source of this 933-nucleotide messenger RNA. RefSeq lists its product as uncharacterized. Gene Ontology annotation, molecular function: coenzyme A transmembrane transporter activity; ATP transmembrane transporter activity; AMP transmembrane transporter activity. The record is from RefSeq and is a predicted model, not a curated record. NCBI's taxonomy places the organism in Eukaryota, Fungi, Basidiomycota, Agaricomycetes, Agaricales, Pleurotaceae. Bases 1 to 933 code for a protein of 310 amino acids. The transcript is spliced from 9 exons. Gene Ontology annotation, cellular component: peroxisomal membrane.